CCAAAUGGUUGGGUCCAGUUGCUUCCGAUGGCCCCCAUGCAUUUGACAAAUUGCCGCCACCGUGCUUCUAGUUAAAGAUGCAGACAAACUAACCUUGGGGCAAGCAUUGUCUGUCACGGGGCCCCAUGAAGUGAAAGCUUUACUGCAGGCUCCCCCAGAGCAAUGGCUGUCAAAUGCUCAGAUUAUUCAAUAUCAAGCAUUGCUACUCGACCAGUACGUUUUUGUGCCCCCACAACCUUAAACCCAGCCACUUUGCUGCCCGAAGGACAGAAUCCCCUUCUGCACUCUUGCCCAGAAACCUUGGCAACGAUCUCGUCCCUCCGCUCUGAUCUUACAGACGUUCCUUUACAUGACCCUGAUAUCAGCAUGUUUUCAGAUGGCAGUAGUUUUGUGUUUCAAGGGCAAAGGUAUGCGGGUGCUGCGGUGACGACAGACCGUGAAGUUUUAUGGCAACAGACCCUUCCCCCAGGAACUUCAGCCCAACGCGCAAAGCUCAUCGCACUAACAAAAGCCCUAAAACUCAGAAGAAACAAGUCAGUUAACAUUUAUACGGACAGCCGCUAUGCUUUUGCAACCACGCAUGUACACGGAUACAUUUAUCAAGAGCGCGGUCUCCUCACAGCAGAAGGCAAGGCCAUCAAAAAUAAAGCUGAAAUUUUAGAUCUUCUAGCAGCCAUCUGGGAACCUGCAAGGCUGGCAAUCAUUCACUGCCCGGGACAUCAGAAAGGCGACUCCCUACAGGCAAUCGAAAACGGCCUGGCUGAUGCAGCAGCCCGAGAAAGCUGCCCCAACUAAAAGUGCCUUGGAGCUCCCGAUCUUGACAGAGCCCCUGCUUCCACUGGAGCCCAGUUACACUCCUAAAGAUUUGGAGUGGAUUUCCAGAAAAGGGGGAACUAAGAUGCCGGGACAAAAGUGGUUUCAAGAUCCUGAAGACCUCCACCUAUCCUGCCGAGGCUAGGAGACAACGUAAUGGAACAGUUGGAACAGGACCAUUUGCUGGCUUCACUCAUGGCCCUGCAACAUGUACAGAAGGAAAUAACCAGGGCCUUGAGAGAAGCCUUCACUCAUCCUCCUGUUCUUCCCCACCCCUUUCAACCAGGAGACUUAGUCUGGGUCAAGAGGCAUGAGCCUAAAACCCUGGAGCUGUGCUGGAAAGGACCACACACCGUGAUUCUGACUACGCACACGGCUGUCAAGGUAGAUGGUGUCCGAACCUGGAUUCAUCACUCUCAGAUUAAGAAAAACUGCGUGAAGGCGGGAACAACUCAGACUGAUACAGAACCAGAUAACAAACAGCAACGGAAGUUUCAAAGGCACCCAGAAGAUCCUUUAAAGCUAAGACUGAUGCGGGCAUAAUUUUUUGGGUUUGUAUGGUGUUAAGUGUGGGGGACUGUAUGAAAUUGCAUCCCCUAUCUUUUUGGCCAUACCAAUGGGAACUCAGGGACACUGUCAUGAGGAAGGUGAUAGCAUCUAAUACCUCUUCCACUGUGCCUUGUUUUUUUUUUUUUGUUUAUUUGUUUGAUUUAUGCGACUUGGUGGGGGACUCAUGGGGGACUUUAGUUACUAAUUAUAAACAGCCAACAGGCUUUGCUCCUCUGGUCCCCGAAAACCCCUAUAUAGUUACCUAUGGAUGUGGACACAGGGAUCAAGAACAAAAAUUGGCUAACAUACCAGGGUAAAAAGGGCAGCACCAGUCCUCAUUCCACUCCUAGUGGGACUGGGAAUUGCGGGAUCCACAGCUAUUGGAACUGCUGGACUCAUUGUGGGGGACCAAAAUUUCAAAACUGUAAGCAAGUAGACCGAGACCUAGGCUACUUGGAAACUUCAAUUUCUCGGCUAGAACACCAAGUAGACCCUUUAGCCGAGGUUGUAUUACAAAACAGAAGAGGGCUUGAUUUACUCUUCAUGAAGGAAGGGGGCCUCUGCAUGGCCCUCGGAGAAACGUGCUGUUUUUAUGCGAACAAUUCCGGAGUAAUCCGAAACACUCUCAGUUUGGUCAGGGAUAAUCUUAGGACCAGGGAACGUGCCAGAGAGGCCAGCAAUAAUUGGUAUCAGAGUUUUUUCUCUUGGUCCCCCUGGCUCACAUCACUGCUUACAGCCGUAGCUGGGCCACUGCUGUUGUUACUUCUCGGGUUAACUAUUGGCCCGUGCCUUAUCAAUUGGUUAGUACAAUAUGUCAAGAAGAGAGUUAGUGAAAUAAAAAUUAUGAUGAUCUGGUCCAAUUAUAUCCCCUUAGUUCCUAAUGAUGAAUCAAGGGAUUGAUUCACUGACAAGAAAAUGGGGAAAUGUAAGGGUUAAAUUGUAGUGUAGGGCUAAUGCUUAGCUUGAAAAAUAACAGCUUUGUGUUGACACUGAAAGUUAAGAGAUAACAGCCUUGUUUUGCUCUGGUAAACUAUGCCUCAUACCCUUGUAAAUUAGGCUUCACCAAUUAAGGAAACAAAAGUUCAAAGAAAAGAGUGUCAGAGGCAGGGUCAAGGAGAUCCACUGGUUGCAACUUAGAGGCAGAAAGUCUAAAGUAAACACCUCAUUAGGCAACUGUUUCUAACUCAUCUGGAACCUGUUUCUUUGUUCUGUUCCCAGGUGAUAAUAAAACGAUGUGAUCGGUUAUAAAAACUCUGUACCCCUGCUGUUCGGGGCCGCACUCUUGUCAAGAGUGUUGGUCCCGAUCGGUCGGCCUUGCCUCUCAUUGUAAUAAAUUUUGUUGUGACUGUCACUGGUGCCCAUAGCAUUCUGUUUCAGAAGUCGUGUGGAUGCAACAGUGUAUUUUGGGAAUUUGACUAUAUAUUCAAUGAUGCUUAACUUUUAUUGAAUUUAAUGGGAAUUAUCUCUGCUUCUUGGAUCUUAAUCUGUGUCUUUCCCCAAAUUAGUUUUUCAGCUAAUAUGCUCAAAUAAAACCUCUGCCUCUUUUUCUUUCUCUUCAUCUUCUGGGACUCCUGUUAUAUGAAUGUUAUUCCUCUUAUAUAAGUCGCUGAGUUCCCUAAAUCUACUAUUGUGAUCCAUUACCUUUGUUUCCCUCUUCUUUUCAGCUUUAUUAUUUUCCACAAUUUUAUCUUCUGUAUCACUAAUUCGUUCCUCUACUUUAUCCUCACUGUUAUGCACUUGAGUGCAUUUCAGUUAUAGCAUUUUUAAUUCCAGCCUGACUAGAUUUUAGCUCUUUUAUGUCUGCAGUAAGGGAUUCUCUAGUGUCCCGUAUGCUUUUUCAAUCCUUAUACUUUUUGUUUUAAAUCCUCAGAUAUUUUGUUUUAAAUUAUAUCUGUAUUGAUUAAAUCCUGACCAUUACUUCUUGUUCUUUUUGGGGGAGUGAAUUCCUCCAUCAUGUCAUUUUGGAGGGAAAAAAUAAUAGAAAUUUAAACUUAAAAAAUAAAGGAAACUAGACACUAAA
Messenger RNA from Felis catus (domestic cat), 3382 nucleotides. RefSeq names its product endogenous retrovirus group S71 member 1 Env polyprotein-like. The transcript is spliced from 2 exons. NCBI's taxonomy places the organism in Eukaryota, Metazoa, Chordata, Mammalia, Carnivora, Felidae. The coding region runs from base 1627 to 2262 and encodes 211 amino acids. The record is from RefSeq and is a predicted model, not a curated record. Gene Ontology annotation, molecular function: nucleic acid binding; RNA-DNA hybrid ribonuclease activity.